This is a messenger RNA of Strongylocentrotus purpuratus (purple sea urchin), 1868 nucleotides long. RefSeq names its product caspase-3. Gene Ontology annotation, biological process: proteolysis. NCBI's taxonomy places the organism in Eukaryota, Metazoa, Echinodermata, Echinoidea, Camarodonta, Strongylocentrotidae. The record is from RefSeq and is a predicted model, not a curated record. Gene Ontology annotation, molecular function: cysteine-type endopeptidase activity.
AUGGAGCAGGCGGAUAGAGAAACCAUAAAGAGAAAAAAUGUAAUCCUCUCAACGGACAUGGACUUUGUAGGCGUGACCUCUGGCCUUAUUGCUCGACGCAUCUUUGAAAAUCAUCACAUAGAGAAGUUUAAUUUGGCCUCUGCCAGAGAUAGCACUGGUGACUACAGCUCAACUCAAAUGGAUGCCUCAGGCUCGUAUCCACAAACUAUGGUGGAUGAUAGUGAACUUGUCUACAAAAUGAAAUCUAAACCUAGAGGUAUAGCGCUCAUCAUCAACAACAAAAACUUCAAAACCAUGCCGCCAAGGAGGGGGACAGACAUAGACUGUCGCAACUUAGAGAAUAUCUUCACACAGCUUGACUUUGAUGUAGUUGUACACAAUGAUCUCAAAAAAAGGAACCAGGUCCAUGAUGGAAACACAACCACUCCAGUUCGACUGCUUCAUUUUCGCCAUACUCACCCAUGGGAAGAGGGAUCCGUUUGUGGCACGGACGGGUGUCUGGUGAAGAUAGAGGACAUAGUUGGUCCCUUUUGUUCUGAUCGAUGCCCGACUUUGAAUGGAAAGCCCAAGCUCUUCUUCUUACAAGCAUGUCGAGGUAAGAAAUUAGACGAUGGAGUAGAAGCAACAGACGGCCAAGCUGUACCCCCAACUGAUGGAGCCGCAAGUGAUGCGCAGGCCAACGCUCAGGCCAAACCUCAGGUCGAUGCACAGAUUAAUGACGAAGAGCUGGCCAAGAUGAUGCUUAAAAUGGAAUUAGAUUCAACCGAUAGCUUUGCAUCCAGUCGUAGUAAGGUGCCCAGUCAAAGCGACAUGCUCCUUGCAUAUGCAACUGGGCCAGGAUUUGUGUCGUGGAGGAACGCAGAGAGAGGAAGCUGGUUUAUCCAAGCUUUGACAGAAACUAUCCUACAGCAUGCGGGAGAGGAAGAUCUUCUUUCGAUGAUCACCAUGGUCAAUGGCAAAGUAGCACGAGCUUUCGAGUCUUCCUCCGGCAGGCAUAAGCAGAUGCGCCCCGUAACCAUGCUUACAAAGAAGCUUUUCUUCUGCCCAGGCAUUAUGAGUAAGGCCCUAUUCACACAAGGCACGAUCGGACGCCUCGGAAGACUGUCGUGGCGAAACGUCCUGUGUAUUAAAUGAAUGACUAAUUAAUAAAGGUGAAUUUACAAAUUUGAUCAAUCAAUAUAACUUUGAAACUUAAAGGGUAAUAUAAUUCAAAAGUUUAUCGAGUAUGGCAUUAAGCCUUGCUUCUUCUUCAUGUUGAUGAAAAUUAGCGAUUACAAAAUUAUCCAUUUGAAGGCUGCUUGUUUUGUUUCCAUCAAUCUUUAUAGUUAUACCAACACAUUUUUUCACUUUUAAAUCCAUUUUAUAGCUAGAAGAAUAGAUGCAUAAAAUGCUUUAAAUCUUGUAUUGUGUGAUGAAUUGUUGGAAUAUCUGUAAAAUGUUAAAAAAUUGCAAAAUGAUCUAUUAAAGAAAGUACUUCUGUUAUUGAACGUUUUUAUUAUUGUGUGUGGUAAAGGCUUAUAAAAAGCUAUUUUGUGUACGGUUGUUAGAUUUCAUACAUAUCGUAGUACCAGUAGUUUCCAAUUUUGUUCUUUAAAAAAAGAGACAUUUUUUUGUAAUUGUUUUAUUUUAUAGUGAAUGUAUUACUUAUGCAUUCGACUAUAGAUAUAUAUAUAUAUAUAUUGUGCACCGCCGAAGGUCAUGAAUAGGGCAAUUCCUGCUCUUUUCUUUCAGAAUUUGCUCUUUAGUAGGGCAUACAACAAUAUGUUACAUCAUGUUUUACAUGUCAUGUAAUCUGCAUCCACACAGUUUUUUUUUAAAGCUUAAUUUUGAACUGUAAUAUUUACAUUAAAAAGAAUUAUGAGGAGGAA